AUGUCUUCUCGAUCGGGAACCACCCUAUAUGUCACCGGCUUUGGCCACGGUACCCGAGCUCGCGAUCUCGCCUACGAAUUCGAACGAUACGGUCGUCUUGUCCGCUGUGAUAUCCCGGCCCCCCGCACACCUUCCAGUCGACUAUUCGCCUUUGUUGAGUACGAGAGCCGUCGUGAUGCGGAUGAUGCAUACCACGAGAUGCACAACAAGCGUAUUGGACGCGACGACCUCCUGAAAAUUGAGUGGGCACGCACACCCCCUUCGGCCUCUUGGAGAUUCGAUUCCGGCCCUGGCCGUGAUGGCCGUGAUAGCCGUGAUGGUCGUGAACGCACAGGCCGUCGUGAGCGCACUCCUCCCCGCCGCGGUCGCUCUCCAUCUCCCCGUCGCAGCAGAGGAGAUUAUUCUCCCCGCCGAGACGAUCGAUAUGAGCGUGACACCGAUCGUCCCGCCGCCGAUCGGGAUUAUGAGCGCCGUGACCGUGACCGCGACUAUGAGCGCCGUGAUCGCGAUGGUGAUCGUCGGGAGCGUGAACGCUCUCGUGAUCGUUCCCGCAGCCCCGAAGACCGCGAGCGCGAUACCAAAGAAGAUCGAGAACGACGCGAUGAUGACCGGGAGCCCCGUGAGGAUGAUCGGGAGCCCCGUGAGGAUGAGCGUGAGCCUGUUACCAAUGGCGAAGACAGGAAAGGUACGUCACUCUAA
Molecule: messenger RNA, 699 nt
Organism: Penicillium waksmanii
Lineage: Eukaryota; Fungi; Ascomycota; Eurotiomycetes; Eurotiales; Aspergillaceae
Product: RNA-binding protein
Exons: 4
Coding region: 1-699 (232 amino acids)
Biological process (GO): mRNA splicing, via spliceosome
Cellular component (GO): nuclear speck
Molecular function (GO): RNA binding
Source: RefSeq, a predicted model, not a curated record